AUGAAAAAUCAAGAUGGUAACAACAUUGAAAAGUUCAACAAGAUAAAGGCUUUGCUCGGUUCUCAAAAUUGUUGGGAUGUUGUUGAAGAAGGAUAUGUCGAGCCCGAAAAUGAAGCUGCCAAAGCGGCUUUGACAAAUGAAGAAAAAAGAGUAUUAAAAGAAGCUCGUAAAAAGGAUAAGAGGGUGUUGUUUUUUAUUUUUCAAGGCGUUGAUGAAUCAACCUUUGAAAAAAUUUCAGAUGUGAAGACAUCAAAUGAAGCAUGGGGAAGUUUGCAAAAAUCCCUUCAAGGAGCGGAAAAGGCUAAAAAGGUACGUUUACAAACCCUUAGAGCUGAAUUUGAGACGUUGAAAAUGAAACUAUUGGAAAGUGUUGAUGAUUAUGUUAUUUGGGUGAAAACGGUGGUAAAUGAAAUGAAAAGAAAUGGAGAAACACUUGAUGAUGUCAGAGUAAUGGAAAAAAUUUUGCGGUCAUUAACACGCAAAUUUGAUUAUAUGGUGGUUGCCAUUGAAGAGUCAAAAGAUUUAUCACAAAUAUCAAUCAACAAACUUGUGGGUUCCCUCCAAGCCCAUGAGCAUAAAAUGAAGCUAAAUGAUGAUACUGGAAAUUCGGACCAAGUCUUGCAAAGUAAGUUGUCCUUCAACGAAAGUGGAGCUAGGGAUAAUUUUGGACAAGGAACGAGCAAUCGUAGAGGAUACCGUGGAGGAUAUAGAGGCAGAAAUAGAGGUGGAUGA
Messenger RNA from Gossypium arboreum, 732 nucleotides. RefSeq lists its product as uncharacterized. The record is from RefSeq and is a predicted model, not a curated record. Lineage: Eukaryota; Viridiplantae; Streptophyta; Magnoliopsida; Malvales; Malvaceae. The coding region runs from base 1 to 732 and encodes 243 amino acids. The transcript has 2 exons.